AUGUAUUCCAAAACUCUUUUCGCCAUCGUGUCGGCUGCCCUGGUCGGCAACGCCGCCGCUUACGAAGACGCCAAGAUCAUCAACAACAACCCUCACGGCGUGACGUAUUCUGGAACCCUUCCCGACAAGCCCUUCUUCAAGGGUGCCGACCUCGCCGGCAACGUUGUUGGAUCCAUCUCGGCCACUGCUGCUGAGAAUGGUGUCGGUACAAAGUUUACCGUCAAGUUUUCCAACUUCCCCAAGUCCGGCGGUCCCUUCAUCUACCAUCUCCAUGUCAAGCCCGCUGUCGGCGGCAACUGCACUGCUACUCUUGGCCAUCUCGACCCUACUAAGCGUGGUGAUUUGCCCGCCUGUGAAAGCGACAAGCCCGCCUCUUGCCAAGUUGGUGAUCUCAGCGGCAAGUAUGGCAAGAUCACCACGGAUCCCUUUACCGCCGAGUUCACCGACCCCUUCACCUCGCUCGAGCCUGGCAGUAAUGCAUUCUUCGGCAACGCUUCCUUUGUCGUCCAUUAUGCCAACACCACCCGCUUGACCUGCGCCGACUUCCACCUAGUCAAUGCUCCCGAGCCCGACUGCGGUGGUGGUCACGCCCAGCCUUCUGGUGGUUACGUCUCUCCCGUGCCUUCAGGCACUGCCGGUACCGGUACUCCCACCUACGGCAACCCUGUCCCUACGGUCCCUCUUACUGCUGGGGCCUCGAAGAUGGCCAUCGCGGCUCCCCUCUUCGCUCUUGGUGCUGCUGCCAUGAUGCUCUAA
Molecule: messenger RNA, 756 nt
Organism: Cordyceps militaris CM01
Lineage: Eukaryota; Fungi; Ascomycota; Sordariomycetes; Hypocreales; Cordycipitaceae
Product: cytosolic Cu/Zn superoxide dismutase
Exons: 2
Coding region: 1-756 (251 amino acids)
Biological process (GO): superoxide metabolic process
Molecular function (GO): metal ion binding
Source: RefSeq, a predicted model, not a curated record